Messenger RNA from Electrophorus electricus (electric eel), 2362 nucleotides. RefSeq names its product abhydrolase domain containing 14A (gene abhd14a). The record is from RefSeq and is a predicted model, not a curated record. Gene Ontology annotation, cellular component: cytoplasm. NCBI's taxonomy places the organism in Eukaryota, Metazoa, Chordata, Actinopteri, Gymnotiformes, Gymnotidae.
UUAUAAGUUUCCCCUUUAAAUUGGUAUGUUCUGUAUCUGUUGAUCUUUUUGGCAAUUAGAUUGUUCAUAAACUGAAAAAUGUUCAGGAAGUGUUCCUGGUACGUGGAAAGUGAGGAAAGCGAUACCAUGCGGAACCACUGCAGUGUUGGAGCUGUUUCCACUCGGGACUGUUAUUGUGCAUUAUGUGAUAAGAUUUAAGAUUACCUUUGGCAUUGUCAGACGGCAAUUAUGUCAAAACAAGACCUUUCUUGUUGCUGUCAAGCCAUAGAGAUUUGCGUUUUAUUCACCUCUUUGUAGACAUCCAUGAAAAUGAACUUCUUUCGUAAUCGUCUGGUCGUACUUGGACUGGUGCUGCUUGCCACGGUCCUCCUGUACCUUCUGCUGCCUUCCAUAAGGCAAGGCAGCAUGGAGCCGUCCCUGUACAUCCAGAGGAUGGGUCUGGGGCCUUCCCCGCCGCCUCCGCCCGCGGCGUCUGUCAAUAUCACGGUACGCACUGGACAAAUACCCAGUGAUCCACCUCUGUUCUUCAGGGAGGCUUUGCCAGUCGAUUCCGCCGGGAGGCAAACACUCCCGAGGCUGCAGGUUGUCCUCCUUCACGGCCAGGCCUUCACCUCAAAGACUUGGGAAGAGCUGAGCACGCUAAGCGUCCUUGCAGCCAAUGGAUAUCAGGCCAUCGCCAUGGACCUUCCAGGAUUCGGUAAAUCUCCCGCCUCAGAGACCGUGAAGACGGACCAGAGCCGCGUGGAUCUGCUGAGACGGUUUUUGGAAGCUCUGGGUGUGCGGGCCCCCGUGCUGCUUUCUCCGUCCAUGAGCGGCCACUACGCCCUGCCCUUCCUCCAGAGACACAGCGACCAGCUGCGCGCCUUUGUACCCAUCGCCCCUGUGGCCACUCGCACCCUCACCACCCAGGAGUACCAGAACAUCCAGACCCCGACUCUGAUUGUAUAUGGGGAGCUGGACACAAACUUGGGUGCUCAGUCUCUGAAGAACCUACAGCACCUUCCACGGCACACAGUUGUCAGACUGGCUGGAGCCCGUCACGCCUGCUACAUGGACAAGCCCCGAGAGUUCCACCAGGCCCUGCUGGACUUCCUUGGCAAACUCGACUGAGGGAGAGAGAAAGGGAGGGGUGGGGGUGUGUGAAGUGGCUUAUGAAGGCUGAGGUGGGAGGAUUUGAAGGAGAGAAAGACAGCCUGCAUGGAAGAAACAGGACACAUGACUGUGCAGUCUCUGUGCUGCGCUAUUUUUAAGUGUAUCUGUGCACCGGAACGCUGUGCCACUGGUAGAUGGUUUGCAUCUGCGGAAGGGAUUAGUUGCUGAAACAUCCUUUCAUGAUUGAGGUCAUUCCAUAUCUCAAGCUGUUACAUGUCAGUUUAAAAAGCAUUUUUGCUGUCUGGGACUGAACAAACCACAGAGACCUGUUAGUUUGUGACACAGUUAAUGCUGUUAUCUGAUAUGUGGGGAUCUCUUGAUUAUUAAUGAUUUGCAUGUAAAACAAACCUAGUGAGCUUUCUUCAACUCUCACUCUGCUUAAGGUUACCAUUUCGCUUAGUCACUUCCUUGUUUCAAGCCGAUUUGCAUCAUGAGCAGAAAAGGCUGUUUUAUGAGAAUCCGAAUAAUAAGACAAAAGGCUUAAAACCUUUUAGUUGUGAUUAUAGAGCGUACAGAGGUGCAGGUUCCACUCCUGAACAGUGGUUGGUCCUGCUUCAGAGGUCAUUUCCAAUCCUAAUUUAUGGGUUGAUCCAGUGUGUGAUCCAGUUUACUGGGAUCUACAGAUGCAUAUGAAUGUUAAAGGCAGUUGUACUAGUUGGGAGCACACUCUUCCAGAGGCAUCAAAUUGUCUCUCCACUGUUUGGACGCAAUAUUUAAUUUAGCUAAUUGCCGAGCUCUUAUACAGGUGAUCUGGAUGUGUUGAAGCAUUGUAAGCACUACAUGCCGUAGUGGCCUGAUUGGUUUCCCUGCUCUUUAAACUUUUGAGGCUGCCGUCACGCCAUCGUGAGGCAUCACCAGAUCAUUGCAUGCAGAUAUAUAUGAUUUUUUUUUUUUAUUGCUGUUUUUUUCCCAAAAAGAUUUUAACAUCAAAAGAAUUCUGCAACUCUUGUCUUUUUCUUGUUAGAUGCACCUUACACUACGUCAAGAGAUAUUUAUUUUCCACGAGUGCUUUUUCCCAUUGAAAUGUGUGUGUAUAUAUAGUGUAUAGUAUGUGUGUACGUUAUGGUGUGCUUCUAAUCUGAAGUUCAUAAAUACUUUAGUUCAGAAACAAUGAACUGCUGAAAUAGAACUGAAUAAAAUGCCAACCAGAAGGGGUUGAUCACUUGUUACUAAAGACUUAAAUGGAAAAUAAAGUAAUAAAAUAGCGAUA